AUGUGGCAGUUCAUAAGGUCAAGUAUGCUUACGGUGAUAAUCUUCAUAGGGGCUGCUCAUGGAAUACUGGUUGUGGGCCCCAAAUUCAUUCGGGCCAACCAGGAUUACACGGUUGUGAUCAGUAACUUUAAGUUGAACAUAAGCGAAGUAGGCCUGAUGCUGCGCAUGGACGGUCAUACCAUUAACGGAAGUAGUGUGCUGAACUCAACAAAGUCGGUUGAUGUGAGGCGGAAUAUGAACAAAGUGAUCACCUUCAAAAUGCCUGCGGACUUAUCAGCUGGAAAUUACAAACUUACCAUCAACGGGCAGCGUGGCUUUGGCUUUCAUAAGGAAGUUGCAUUGGUAUACCUCGGUAAAUCCAUAUCGGGUUUAAUACAGAUCGAUAAGCCUGUGUACAAACCGGGCGAUACGGUAAAUUUUCGUGUGAUAGUGCUAGACACUGAGUUGAAGCCUCCUGCACGGGUAAAGUCAGUUCAUGUGACAUUGCGUGAUCCUCAAAACAAGGUGAUCCGCGAGUGGACUUCGGGCAAGCUGAACGCCGGAGUGUUCGAGAAUGAUCUACAACUUGCGCCAUCAGCAAUGUUUGGAAUGUGGAAAAUCUCGGUACAGGUGGACGGAGAAGAGCUCGCAUCGAGAACGUUCGAGGUGAAAGAGUAUGUGUUGUCCUCGUUUGAUAUAGAGGUGAUACCGUCCGGCACUCCGUUGAUGGAGCACCGGGGGUUGAAUCUGACAAUUGCAGCCAACUAUCAUUUUCGCAAACCAGUGAAGGGAUUAGCCAAGGUGGAGCUGUAUUUGGAGGAUGAUAUGCUGGACCAGCAGAAGGAGGUCGAAGUGUACGGCAUGAGGCAGGUGGAGUUGAGAUUCGUUGGACACUUUGAUGAACAAGAACAUCAAAAAGAUGUGUUUGUAAAGACGACCUUCAUCGAACAGCAUACAAAUCGUUCCGUGGUGAAAGGAUCUCAUAUUACUAUGUACAAGUACAAAUAUCGCGUGGAUUUGAUAAAAGAUAUUCCUUACUUCCAUCCGGGACAUCCCUUUAAAUGUGCGCUUCAUUUCCGAUACCACGAUGGAACACCUGCCAAAGGUAUCACCGGUAAAGUGAUCAUACUCGAUAUCGAAUAUGAGAAAACUGUCACUAGUGACGAUAACGGUUUGAUCAAACUGGAGCUAAGCCCAGGGAACAACGUACAAGAGAUGGUUAUUACCCUUGAAAACGAUGACGGUUUCUACUUUGACGAAACAGUUCAAAAUACAGGUGUGGUGUCAAAUGCGUACAUCAAACUGGAAUUGAAAUCAACUCUUCAUUUGAAUCGUUUGGUGCAAGUCCAGGUAUCGUGCAAUGAACCAAUGACGUUUUUCGUGUACUACGUAAUGAAGAAGGGCAACAUUAUCGAUUCCGGUUUCAUUACAACGAACGAACAAAGCAAAUAUCCCCUUCGGUUCAUUGCUUCGGAAAAGAUGAUUCCGCAGGUCAAAAUAAUAGUAUCGACUGUCAAGAACGACAGGAUGAUGUUUGACUUUCUGGACCUCGAUUUCGAAGAGCCCCGUCACAAAAUCCGUUUAAACCUCAACAAACAGGAAGUAAAACCGGGACAACAAAUAGAGCUCAGCUUAUCCGGACAACGAGGAUCAUACGUGGGAUUAGUUGCAUACAACAAAGGUUUGAUGUACGACAACAAGAACAAAGAUUUGUUCUGGGAGGACAUCAUGCGAGUGUAUAAAGGAAUUGGUCCGAGCGUAGAGAAUGAGUUUGACAAGUUUCAUAGUAUGGGACUGUUUGUUAAGACAUUGGAUGAUAUCGAGUUUAAUGAAGCUCACGAUAUGUCAGCACGGGAUGGACAUCAGAUCGUGAGCAAUGCGAUCUCCAAAACAGUCUCGUACCGGACACAUUUUCCAGAAUCGUGGCUAUGGCAAAAUGUGACAUUAGGAAAGUAUGGUACGCAUAAGAUGAUCGAGACCGUCCCAGAUAUGAUGACGUCUUGGUACUUGACGGGAUUCUCGAUUCAUCCGGAGUAUGGUUUGGGCAUCAUUAAGGAACCCGUCCAGUUAACAACGGCUCAAUCGUUCUACAUCGUGGAAAAUCUACCGUACUCUAUCAAACGAGAAGAAGCGGUCGUUUUACAGUUUACUCUGUUCCACAAUCUUGGAGGAGAGUACAUCGCGGACGUGACACUGUACAAUGUUGCCAAUCAGACGGAAUUCAUAGGACGACCUGUGGAAGACCUAAGCUACACCAAAUCCGUGAGCGUUCCUCCGAAGGUUGGUGUACCGGUCUCAUUUCUGGUAAAGGCACGAAAGCUCGGCGAGAUGACGGUACGAAUUGAGGCAACGAUUAACACCAACCAAGAAUCGGACGCACUGGAGAAGGUGAUCCGAGUUAUGCCAGAAAGUUUGGUACAGCCAAAGAUAAAAACUCGUUUCUUCUGCUUUGAUACAUACAUCAAUCGAACCUUCUUGAUGCAUUUGGACUUUAACUCGCAGGCAGACAAUGGUUCUAGAAAAAUCGAGUUCCGUCUCAAUCCCGAUCUGCCUACCAAUGUAGUUGAUAACUUGGAUAAUCUGCUUGCACCUUCGUCUGGCAAUGGAGAGCUAAAUAUGGUAAAGUUUGUACCGAACAUCGUUGUGCGUGAUUACUUGCAUGCUAUUGGCUCGAAGGAUCAGAGUCUGCUCCAUAAAGCUACCAAUCUGCUGCGCCAAGGCUAUCACAAUCAGAUGCGUUAUCAUCAGACAGAUGGUUCGUUUGGUGCGUAUCAAAAUGCUACUGGUAGCGUGUUUCUUACCGCCUUCGUUGCAAAGACAAUGCAAAUGGUGUCGAAGUACAUCGAUGUGGAUACGGUUAUGGUCGAGAAGGCGUACGAUUGGCUUGCUUCCAAACAACACAGCUCGGGAAGGUUCAAUGAGGUCGGUUCCGUCAUUCACAAAGGUAUGCUAAGUGGUUUGCGCAACGGCAUUUCACUGACAUCUUACGUACUGAUAGCGCUCCUAGAAAAUGAGAACGCCAAAGUGAAGCACGCGGUUGUGAUUCAAAAUUCAAUAAACUAUUUAAGUGGCCACGUGGAAAACAUAGAACAUCCCUACGAUCUGUCCAUAGUGACAUAUGCGUUGAUGUUGAAUGGGCACAGCAUGAAGAAAAUGGCACUUGAAAAGCUUGUGGGAAUGGCAACUCCCUUGAAAAAGGACGGGAAACUGUACUUGGACACGGCAAAUAGCAUCGAGACUACCGCUUAUGCUUUGCUGUCCAUUGUUUUAGCAGAAAAGUAUGUGGACGGUAUACCGGUGAUGCGCUGGUUGGUGAACCAACGCUACGUUACCGGAAGCUUCCCGCGCACUCAAGACACCUUCGUGGGACUGAAGGCACUGACAAAGUUGGCGGAAAAAGUCUCUCCCUUGCGAAACGAUUACGCCAUACAGCUGAAGGGUAUGAAGCCUUUAAUUUAUGGCUUCAAACAAAUAACAAUAACGGAAAAUCUCCACAUAAAACCUGAAGAUAUCUACGUUCAGAACAAUAGAGACAUACCGGAAGACACUGAAUGGCUGGAGAUCAACAUUGCCGGUAUCGGUUUCGGAAUGCUGCAAGUGAUUUAUGAGUACAGUUUAAAUCUAAAUAAUUUUGAUAAACGACUGAAGCUGGAUAUAGAGAAACAGUACACGAGGUCCAACUACGAGCUACAGUUGGAAGUGUGUGCUAAGUUCGAUCGGUUUUGGUCCAAUGGAAGUUUGCACAAGGUUAUGAUCGAGGUGACCUUCCCCAGCGGGUACGAAGUCGACCAGAAUCCGGUGAAAGAACUGACUAACAUAAAUCCCAUACAUCACAUAGAGGUUAGGUAUGGCGGCACAUCCGUUGUCGUGUAUUACUACAACAUGAGCAUCGAACGGAACUGCUUCACCGUGACGGCUUACAGGCGGGGCAAGGUGGCUAUGAAACGUCCAGCAUACGUAGUCGCUUACGAUUAUUACGACAGAAAUUACAAUGCCAUUGAAAUGUACGAAGUGGAUGAGCAACCUGAUGAAGAACAAUUGUAUGUUUAA
Anopheles moucheti is the source of this 4029-nucleotide messenger RNA. RefSeq names its product thioester-containing protein 1 allele S3-like. The coding region runs from base 1 to 4029 and encodes 1342 amino acids. Gene Ontology annotation, cellular component: extracellular region. NCBI's taxonomy places the organism in Eukaryota, Metazoa, Arthropoda, Insecta, Diptera, Culicidae. The record is from RefSeq and is a predicted model, not a curated record. Gene Ontology annotation, molecular function: endopeptidase inhibitor activity. The transcript is spliced from 12 exons.